Neoarthrinium moseri is the source of this 867-nucleotide messenger RNA. RefSeq lists its product as uncharacterized. The record is from RefSeq and is a predicted model, not a curated record. Lineage: Eukaryota; Fungi; Ascomycota; Sordariomycetes; Amphisphaeriales; Apiosporaceae. The transcript has 3 exons. The coding region runs from base 1 to 867 and encodes 288 amino acids.
AUGGAGCAAGGCCACCCUAAGCAAGCCGACGCCUCAUCCCCCAAGCCUAAUCGCAGUCAGCGUUGCAAGUGGCGGAACGGGCAGUAUAGCGACAAGGGAGGCCGCAGCUGGACAAGCUCAACACUAGGGAAACAGUCCACGUCCUCCAAACACCAUCAACUUGCGGAGCUGUCAUUACUUCCGGAAUGGCACCAGCCGGAGCCGGAGCUGGAGCUGGAGGCCCGAUGCUUACAUGAUCUGUCUACCUCAGAGGGUCUUUUACAUACACCACCAUGGCACUAUCCCGAGUCGGGUCUUGAAGUUGUGCAGCCAGACACGGCCGAGAAGAUUCUUGUUACGCCAAGACGAAGAUUAUGGGGAGUAUUUGCAAAAGACCGGAUCUGUGGAUUGCGGAGACGGCUCUUUUGGUUGAUCUUGUGUGCAAUCUUGCUCGUCAUAGGGAUCGUGCUUGGGUUGGCGCUGGGGCUUACACUGCGAGGGACGGCCGGUUCGAGUUCUACAUCGUCACCGACCGCAGGCACACCGACCAUGGACCCAUCAUCUACGCCGUCGCCGACGCUGACAGGCAUGCCCGCUUGCCCAGACGCCGACGGAACGACAUACACGGAUCCCACCUCGAACAUCGAGUUCGUUAUGGAGUGCGGUGUCACGCACGACGGAUCUGACAUUUCACAUCACGUAGCAUAUUCGAUGGAUGACUGCGUGGCAUCGUGUGCGCAAUCGAGCAUAUGCAUGGGAGCCGUCUGGAUCAGCGCGGGCAAGCAGGGCACAGACAACAACUUUUGUUGGCUGCACAGUGAUAUGUCGCAGGAACAGUUUGUAAGGGUAAAUGCAUACGCGCAGUCAGCUACGCGGAAGAUGGGCUGA